This is a messenger RNA of Callithrix jacchus (white-tufted-ear marmoset), 9150 nucleotides long. NCBI's taxonomy places the organism in Eukaryota, Metazoa, Chordata, Mammalia, Primates, Cebidae. The record is from RefSeq and is a predicted model, not a curated record.
AGCCCAAGAAGCUCCGGCACAUCAAAUGGAGGGGGGGAGGUGAGCCCCAUCCCAUCCCACGACCCAGUUACAGAAGUAUAGCAUAGUGGUUAGGAGCAUGACUUCUGGAGCCAGAGUAAAUGGAUUCGAAUGCUACCAGUAACAAGCUGUGUGGCCAUGCGGAAGUUGCCUAACCUCUCCGUGCUUAAGUUUCAACAUCCAUAAAAUUAAAGUAAGAAUAGCAGCUGUAUUUAAAAGCACCUGGAACACGCCUGUCUCGCAAACCACGUGGGAUACUUUAGGGCCUAGGCCAGGUUAAAGACGUAAGAUUUUACUCUGACGGAGGUCGGAAGCCAUUGGACGAUUCUGAGAAGAGGAGUGACAGGACUCGCUUUAUAGUUUUAAAUUAUAACUAUAAAUUGUAGUUUUAAAACUCCUGUUCACUUUGAUUUCUCCACCCCUCUCUUCCUUUCCUUAAAGGUUCUGAUUAAAACACACUUCUCAUGCCCCUACUGCUCUCAGAAGUGAAUGGGUUAAGUUUAGCUCAGCCUCCCUUUUCCUACUUCAGUUCUUCCUGUGGCUGCUUCCCACUGACAAAAAGGAAGCAAUUCUAUCGGUUACUACUUAGUGCUAAGCACGUCCAGUGGGUAAAGUUCCCUAAAAUUCUCUGCAAAGAAAUUGGGACUUUUUACUAAAUCAGAAAUUUUACUUUUUCCCCUCCUGGGACCUAAAGAUAUUUUUAAGAAGAAUUAACCUUUUGCUUCUCCAGUUGAACAUUUGUAGCAAUAAGUCAUGCAAAUGGAGCUCUCCACCUGCUUCUUUCUGUGCCUUUUGCCAUUCUGCUUUAGUGCCACCAGAAGAUACUACCUGGGUGCAGUGGAACUGCCAUGGAAUUACAUGCAAAGUGAUCUCAGUGAGCUGCCUGUGGACACAAGAUUUCCUCCUAGAGUGCCAAGAUCUUUUCCAUUCAACAACUCAGUCAUGUACAAAAAGACUGUGUUUGUAGAAUUCACAGAUCACCUCUUCAACAUCGCUAAGCCAAAGCCACCCUGGAUGGGUCUGCUGGGUCCUACCAUUCAGGCUGAGGUUUAUGACACAGUGGUCAUUACACUUAAGAACAUGGCUUCUCAUCCUGUGAGUCUUCAUGCUGUUGGUGUAUCCUACUGGAAAGCUUCUGAAGGAGCUGAAUAUGAUGAUCAGACCACUCAGAGGGAGAAAGAAGAUGAUAAAGUCUUUCCUGGUGGGAGCCAUACAUAUGUCUGGCAUGUCCUGAAAGAGAAUGGUCCAAUGGCUUCUGACCCACUGUGCCUUACCUACUCAUAUCUUUCUCACGUGGACCUGGUGAAAGACUUGAAUUCAGGCCUCAUUGGAGCCCUGUUAGUAUGUAGAGAAGGGAGUCUGGCCAAGGAAAGGACACAGACCUUGCACACAUUUGUACUACUUUUUGCUGUAUUUGAUGAAGGGAAAAGUUGGCACACAGAAACAAAGAACUCCUUGAUACAGGAUAGGGAUGCUGCAGCUGCUCGGGCCUGGCCUAAAAUGCACACAGUCAAUGGUUAUGUAAACAGGUCUCUCCCAGGUCUGAUUGGAUGCCACAGGAAAUCAGUGUAUUGGCAUGUGAUUGGAAUGGGCACCACUCCUGAAGUACACUCAAUAUUCCUCGAAGGUCACACAUUUCUUGUGAGGAACCAUCGCCAGGCCUCCUUGGAAAUCUCACCAAUAACUUUCCUUACUGCUCAAACAGUCUUGAUGGACCUUGGACAGUUUCUACUAUUUUGUCAUAUCUCUUCCCACCAACAUGAUGGCAUGGAAGCUUAUGUCGAAGUAGACAGCUGCCCAGAGGAACCCCAACUACGAAUGAAAAAUAAUGAAGAAGAAGAAGACUAUGAUAAUGAUUUUGCUGAUUCUGAAAUGGACGUGGUCAGAUUUGAUGAUGACAACUCUCCUUCCUUUAUCCAAAUUCGCUCAGUUGCCAAGAAGCAUCCUAAAACUUGGGUACAUUACAUUGCUGCUGAAGAGGAGGACUGGGACUAUGCUCCCUCAGUCCUUGCCCCCAGUGACAGAAGUUAUAAAAGUCAAUAUUUGAACAAUGGCCCUCAGCGGAUUGGUAGGAGGUACAAAAAAGUUCGAUUUAUGGCAUACACAGAUGAAACCUUUAAGACUCGUGAACCUAUUCAGUAUGAAUCAGGAAUCUUGGGACCUUUACUUUAUGGGGAAGUUGGAGACACACUGUUGAUUAUAUUUAAGAAUCAAGCAAGCCGACCAUAUAACAUCUACCCUCAUGGAAUCACUGAUGUCCGUCCUUUGUACUCAAGGAGAUUACCGAAAGGUGUAAAACAUUUGAAGGAUUUUCCAAUUCUGCCAGGAGAAAUAUUCAAAUAUAAAUGGACAGUGACUGUAGAAGAUGGGCCAACUAAAUCAGAUCCUCGGUGCCUUACACGGUAUUACUCUAGUUUCAUUAAUAUGGAGAGAGAUCUAGCUUCAGGACUCAUUGGCCCUCUCCUCAUCUGCUACAAAGAAUCUGUAGAUCAAAGAGGAAACCAGAUGAUGUCAGACAAGAGGAAUGUCAUCCUAUUUUCUGUAUUUGAUGAGAAUCAAAGCUGGUACCUCACAGAGAAUAUGCAGCGCUUUCUCCCCAGUGCAACUGGAGUGCAGCUUGAGGAUCCAGAGUUCCAAGCCUCCAACAUCAUGCACAGCAUCAAUGGCUAUGUUUUCGAUAGUUUGCAGUUGUCAGUUUGUUUGCAUGAGGUGGCGUACUGGUACAUUCUAAGCAUUGGAGCACAGACUGACUUCCUUUCUGUCUUCUUCUCUGGAUAUACCUUCAAACACAAAAUGGUCUAUGAAGACACACUUACCCUAUUCCCAUUCUCAGGAGAAACUGUUUUCAUGUCAAUGGAAAACCCAGGCUUAUGGAUUCUGGGGUGCCACAACUCAGACUUUCGGAACAGAGGCAUGACCGCCUUACUGAAGGUUUCUAGUUGUGACAAGAACACUGGUGAUUAUUAUGAAGACACUUAUGAAGAUAUUUCAACAUACUUGCUGAGUGAAAACAAUGGCAUUGAACCAAGAAGCUUCUCCCAGAAUUCAAGACACCCUAGCACUAGGCAAAAUCAAUUUAAUGCCACCACAAUUACAGAAAAUGACAUAGAGAAGACUGACCCUUGGUUUGGACACAGAACGCAUAUGCCUAAAGUACAAAAUGUCUCCUCUAGUGAUUUGCUGAUGCUUUUGCAACAGAGUCCUACUCCACAUGGGCUAUCCUUACCUGAUCUCCAAGAAGCCAAAUAUGAGACUUUUUCUGAUGAUCCAUCACCUGGAGCAAUAGACAGUAAUGACAGCCCAUCUGAAAUGACACACCUCAGGCCACAGCUCCAUCACAGUGGGGAUAUGGUAUUUACCCCAGAGCCAGGCCUCCAAUUAAGAUUAAAUGAGAAACUGGGGACAACUAUGGCAACAGAGCUGAAGAAACUUAAUUUUAAAAUUUCUAAUUCAUCAAAUAAUCUGACUUCAACAAUUCCAUCAGACAAUGUGGCAGUAGGUACUGGUAAUACAAGUUCCUUAGGAUCCCAAAAUAUGCCAGCUCAUUCUCAUAGUCAAUUAGACACCACUCUAUUUGGCAAAAAGUCAUCUCCCAUUAUUGAGUCUGGUGUACCUCUGAGCUUGAGUGAAGAAAAUAAUGAUUCAAAGUUGUUAGAAUCAGGUUUAAUGGAUAGCCAAGAAAGCUCAUUUGGAAAAAAUGUAUCAUCAACAGAGACUGGUAGGUUAUUAAAAGAAAAAACAGCUCAACAAGUUAGUAUCUCUUUGUUAAAGAAAAAAGAAUCUUCCAAUAAUUUAGCAACUAAUAGAAAGACUCACACUGAUGGCCCAACAUUAUUAAUUGAGAAUAGUACAUUAGUCUGGCAAAAUAUAUUAGAAAGUGAUACUGAGUUUCAAAAAGUGACACCUUUGAUUCAUGACAGAAUGCUUACAGACAAAAAUACUACAGCUCUGAGGGUAAAUCAUAUGUCAAAUAAAACUACUUCAUCAAAAAACAUGGAAAUAGUCCACCAAAAAAAAGAGGGCCCUAUGCCACCAGAUGCAGAAAAUCCAAAUAUGUCAUUCUUUAAAAUGCUAUUCUUGUCAGAAUCAGCAAAUUGGAUACAAAGGAGUCAUGGAAAUAACUCCCUGAACUCUGGGCAAGGCCCUAGUGCAAAGCAAUUAGUAUCCUUAGGACCAGAAAAAUCUGUGGAAGGUCAGAACUUUUCGUCUGAGGAAAAUCAAGUGGUAGUAGGAAAGGACGAAUUUACAAAGGACUCAGGACUCAAAGAGAUGAUUUUUCCAAGCAGCAGAAACCUGUUUCUUACUAACUUGGAUAAUUUACAUGAAAAUAGUACACACAAUCAAGAAAAAAAUAUUCAGGAAGAAAUAGAAAGGAAGGAAACGUUAAUCCAAGAGGAUGUAGUUUUGCCUCAGAUACAUACAGUGACUGGCACUAAGAAUUUCAUGAAGAACCUUUUCUUACUGAGCACUAGACAACACGUAGAAAGUGCAUAUGAGGGGGCAUUAAAUGAUUCAACACAUAGAACAAAGAAAGGAGAGGAAGAAAACUUGGAAGGCUUGGGAAAUCAAACCAAGCAAAUGGUAGAGAAAUCUCCACACACCACAAAGCUAUCUUCUAAUCCAAGCCAGCAGAAUGUUGUCACUCAACGUAGUAAGAGAGCUUUGAAACAAUUCAGACUCCCAGUAGAAGAAACAGAGCUUGAAAAGAGGCUAAUUGUGGAUGACACCUCAACCCGAUGGUCUGAAAACAUGAAACAUUUCACCCCGAGCACACUCACAAAGAUAGAUGUCAAUGAAAAGGACAAAGGGGCCGUUACUCAGUCUCCCUUAUCAGAUUGUCUUACGAGGAAUCAUAGCAUCACUCAAGCAAAAGUAUCUUUAUUGCCAUCUAUUAGUCCUAUAGAUCUGACCAGGGUCCCAUUCCAAAACAACUCUUCUCAUCUUCUAGCACUAUCUUAUAGAAAGAAAAAUUCUGGGGUCCAAGAAAGCAGUCGUAUCUUACAAGGAGCCAAAGAAAAUAACCUUUCUUUAGCCAUUCUAACCUUGGAGAUGAUUGGUGAUCAAAGAGAGGUUGGCUCCGUGGGGACAAGUGCCACAAAUUCAGUCAUGUACGAGAAACUUGAGAACACUAUUCUCUUGAAACCAGGCUUGCCCAAAACAUCUGGCAAAGUUGAAUUGUUUCCAAAAGUUCACAUUUAUCAGAAAGACUUUUUGCCUGCAGAAACUACUAAUAGGUCUCCUGGCCAUCUAGAUCUCAUGGAAGGAAGCCUUCUUCAGGAAACAGAAGGAGCUAAUAAGUGGAAUGAAGCAAACAGACCAGGAAAAAUUCCCUUUCUCAGAGGAGUAACAGAAAGCUCUGCAAAGACUCCCUCCAAGUUAUUGGGUUCUCUUGCUUGGGAUAACUACUAUGGUACUCAAAUAUCAAAAGAAGAGUGGAAAUCCCAAGAGAAGUCGCCAGAAAACACUGCUUUUAAGAUAAAGGAUACCAUUUUGUCCCUGAACCCUUGUGAAAGCAAUCAUGCAAUACCAGCAAUAAAUGAGGGACAAAAUAAGCCCCAAAUAGAAGUCACCUGGGCAAAGCAAAGUGAGACUGAAAGGCUGUGUUCUCAACACCCGCCAGUGUUGAAACGCCAUCAAGAGGAAAUUGACUAUGAUGAUACCAUCUCAACUGAAAUGAAGAAGGAAGAUUUUGACAUUUAUGGUGAGGAUGAAAAUCAGAGCCCCCGCAACUUUCAAAAGAAAACACGACACUAUUUUAUUGCUGCAGUGGAGCGGCUCUGGGAUUAUGGUUUGAGUAGCUCCCUGCAUGUUCUAAGAAACAGGGCUCAGAGUGGCAGUGUCCCUCAGUUCAAAAAAGUGGUUUUCCAGGAAUUUACUGAUGGAUCCUUUACUCAGCCCUUAUACCGUGGAGAACUAAAUGAACAUUUGGGACUCCUGGGGCCAUAUAUAAGAGCAGAAGUUGAAGAUAAUAUCAUGGUAACUUUCAAAAAUCAGGCCUCUCGUCCCUAUUCCUUCUAUUCUAGCCUUAUUUCUUAUGAAGAAGAUCAGAGGCAAGGAGCAGAACCUAGACAAACCUUUGUCAAGCCUAAUGAGACCAAAACGUACUUUUGGAAAGUGCAGCAUCAUAUGGCACCCACUAAAGAUGAGUUUGACUGCAAAGCCUGGGCUUAUUUCUCUGAUGUUGAUCUGGAAAAAGAUGUGCAUUCAGGCCUGAUUGGACCCCUUCUGGUCUGCCACACUAACACACUGAACCCUGCUCAUGGGAGACAAGUGACAGUACAAGAAUUUGCUCUGUUUUUCACUAUCUUUGAUGAGACCAAAAGCUGGUACUUCACUGAAAACAUGGAAAGAAACUGCAGGCCUCCCUGCAAUGUCCAGAUGGAAGAUCCCACUUUUAAAGAGAAUUAUCGCUUCCAUGCAAUCAAUGGCUACAUAAUGGAUACACUACCCGGGUUAGUAAUGGCUCAGGAUCAAAGGAUUCGAUGGUAUCUACUCAGCAUGGGCAGCAAUGAAAACAUUCAUUCUAUUCAUUUCAGUGGACAUGUGUUCACUGUACGGAAAAAAGAGGAAUAUAAAAUGGCAGUGUACAAUCUCUAUCCAGGUGUUUUUGAGACAGUGGAAAUGUUACCAUCCAAAGCUGGAAUUUGGCGGGUAGAAUGCCUUAUUGGCGAGCACCUACAUGCUGGGAUGAGCACACUUUUUCUGGUGUACAGCAGCAAGUGUCAGACUCCCUUGGGAAUGGCUUCUGGACGCAUUAGAGAUUUUCAAAUUACAGCUUCAGGACAAUAUGGACAGUGGGCCCCAAACCUGGCUAGACUUCAUUAUUCCGGAUCAAUCAAUGCCUGGAGCACCAAGGAGCCCUUUUCUUGGAUCAAGGUGGAUCUAUUGGCACCAACGAUUAUUCACGGCAUCAAGACCCAGGGUGCCCGUCAGAAGUUCUCCAGCCUCUACAUCUCUCAGUUUAUCAUCAUGUAUAGUCUUGAUGGGAAGAAGUGGCAGACUUAUCGAGGAAAUUCCACUGGAACCUUAAUGGUCUUCUUUGGCAAUGUGGAUUCAUCUGGGAUAAAACACAAUAUUUUUAACCCUCCAAUUAUUGCUCGGUACAUCCGUUUGCACCCAACUCAUUAUAGCAUUCGCAGCACUCUUCGCAUGGAAUUGAUGGGCUGUGAUUUAAACAGUUGCAGCAUGCCAUUGGGAAUGGAGAGUAAAGCAAUAUCAGAUGCACAGAUUACUGCUUCAUCCUAUUUCACCAAUAUUUUUGCCACCUGGUCUCCUUCAAAAGCUCGACUUCACCUCCAAGGGAGGAGUAAUGCCUGGAGACCUCAGGUGAAUAAUCCGAAAGAGUGGCUGCAAGUGGACUUCCAGAAGACAAUGAAAGUCACAGGAAUAACCACUCAGGGAGUAAAAUCUCUACUUACCAGCAUGUAUGUGAAGGAGUUCCUCAUCUCUAGCAGUCAAGAUGGCCACCACUGGACUCUCUUUUUGCAGAAUGGCAAAGUAAAGAUUUUUCAGGGAAAUCAAGACUCCUUCACACCUGUGGUGAACUCUCUAGACCCACCGUUAUUGACACGCUACCUUCGAAUUCACCCCCAGAGUUGGGUGCACCAGAUUGCCCUGAGGAUGGAGGUUCUGGGCUGCGAGGCACAGGAGCUCUACUGAGGGUGGCCUCACUGGCUUGCCUUGUACCUUUCUGUUGAUCUUUGGGUUACUUCCUGCCCUCACAUUGUCCAUGGCACCAUUAUUUUGCUAUGUAUUUAAACUAUAGAGUCCCAGCAGACACUGCCUUGAAGCCUCUCAAAUAAACUCUCAUUAAUCCUGCAUUUACUUGAUAGUGGGUGGGGAGGGUGUAUCCAAUUUAACUUAACUCUUACCAAUUUUCCACAGCUGCUCACAGAUUGGUCCUUCCUUCCAAUAUAACUAGGCAAAAAGAAGUGGGGAAACCUGCAUGGAAAGCAUUCUUCCCAGACAAGUUUGGUUUCUCACAAUCACCACUUGCUCUGUUGUAGAAAAACUAUAUGAUAAAAGUUGGAAGAAGAUUAAGCUUCAUACACUGAAAAUAAAACUGUCAGUUGUUUAUUUUCCAGGUCAAGCAUGGAACAAAACAUGUUUCAGGAGAAGAUCAAUAGAGUCUUGAAGUCAAAAGGCAAAUCACUUGGACAAUCUGCAACAUGGAGUUAAUACAACUACUUCAUCAAAGUCGGUUUUGCUUCCUUACACAGUCAGCUUGAGGCAUUGCGAAGGACACGUUAUUAUCUCCAAAACUAGCAUUCUCAAACUGAGAAUCAUGGAUGGGGUUCAAGAAUCCCUAAGUCCCCUGAAAUUAUGUAAGACAUUCUGUAUGGAUGCAAAUGUGCAUUUUUGCUGAUGACUGUCCGUAGAUUUAAUCUCAGAAAGAUGUAAUUCUGACCAAUAAAUAAUGGGUUAGGAAGUUGGAAUGUUGAAAGCUUGGAAAUGAAAUAACAAUGUCUUCUUUAAAUUUGUGAUGGCCAACAAAGAAAAUGAUGAUGAUAAUAGGCUUCUAAAAACAUAUAUUUACUAUUUAUGUGGAAUUUGAGGAAAAUACAUGGUUGUCUGGGAUAGGAGAUACAAACUUUGUAAUUCUAUUAAUGCACUCAGUUUACUCUCUCCCUCUUCUAAUUUCCUGAUGAAAACACAAUAAAAAUGUAACAGGUCAGAAGAAAAACACACGAUAGGAUCCCCCAUCUUGCUCUACAGUCCCAUAAGAUUGUGAAUGGUUUACUGCUCCUUCCAUCUGCCUGACCCCUUCACUAUGACCACACAACAUCUUCUGAUAGUAAAGGGGCUGGAGGAAGCAACCCAGGGCAAUUUGGAAACCGGAGCUCCUAGUAUGAAAGAAAAAUGGAUCCCAAUCUGAGAAAAGGCAAAAGGUUUAUAGCUCUGUAAAGUUCUUAAAGAUUAGAAGUUAGAGGUUAAAGUUUACAGAAAUGAAUAAGUUGUUUCGUUUUAUAGCCUGGUAGAGGAGUUAACCCCAAAGGUGAUUGUUUUAUUUCCUGUGAAACAUUAACCACUCUUAUGUUUAAUUUGAUAAUCUUGUUUUGCAUUAUUUUCCCAUUUUUAUUUUUUAUCUUCCUGCUGGUUUCUUAAGUAAUGAGUUAAAUAAAACAUUUACAC